Molecule: messenger RNA, 1258 nt
Organism: Corythoichthys intestinalis (scribbled pipefish)
Lineage: Eukaryota; Metazoa; Chordata; Actinopteri; Syngnathiformes; Syngnathidae
Product: tRNA selenocysteine 1-associated protein 1-like
Exons: 9
Coding region: 138-1064 (308 amino acids)
Biological process (GO): selenocysteine incorporation
Cellular component (GO): nucleus
Molecular function (GO): tRNA binding
Source: RefSeq, a predicted model, not a curated record
UUUGGUUUGCCAACAAAAAGAAGAAAGACUGUGUGUUUCCGGUCCCGCUUGCGAAGCAUGUGGAUGCUAACACCCUCAUUUCGAAUUUAUUUUGUCGCCUAAAUUCUUGUUUGAAAUUACACAUCGUCGACAACAUAAUGAGUACAUUAUGGAUGGGAAACCUGGAUGCCUAUAUGGACGAGAAGUUCAUCACCAGAGCCUUUUCUACCAUGGGCGAGCAGGCGGUCAGUGUUCGAAUCAUACGCAGCAAGGUGACAGGUCCAGCCUUAUCCACCAGUGCCCUGGGUUAUUGUUUUGUGGAGAUGGCAGAUGAGGCAACCGCUGAGAGAUGUCUUCGUAAAAUCAACGGCAAGCCGCUACCGGGAGCUAGCCCGCCGACAAGAUUCAAGUUAAACCGAGCCACCUUUGGGAAGCAAGAAAGCGGUCAGAUGUAUUCUUUGUUUGUGGGAGAUCUCACUCCAGAGGUAGACGAUGGGAUGCUGUACGAGUUCUUCUACAAUCGCUUCCCUUCCUGUCGGGGAGGAAAAGUAGUGCUGGACAGCCUGGGAAAUUCCAAGGGAUGCGGCUUUGUUCAGUUCCCAGACGAGCGCCUGCAGAAGCGAGCACUGGACGAGUGUCAGGGAGCUGUGGGACUGGGUGGUAAACCUCUGCGACUAAGCUUAGCAGCGAACAACUUAAGGAACAAACCUUUACAGCCUGAAACCAAAACCUGGCCAUCGAGUACCUCCUACACGCCAACCUACGACCAGUACAGCCAGUACCAACAGCAGGCGUAUCCCAACUACUACUCCUCCUGGGGCUACGACCAGACGGCGGCAGGGUACGGCUACAACUAUCAGCAGUAUGAUUACUCGCAGUACGCCCAAACGCAGGACUUGGAUAUGCAGGAUGAUGGCCUGGAAGAUCCGUCCGGAGAACUGGAUGUGCUGGAAACAAACAAGAGGUUCAUCGAGAGCAGUGAAGAACUAUUUGAUGCGCUGAUUGACUCUCAGUGGAAAUCGGAAGAGUUUUCAUCAGAACAAGAGACUGUGAUAGCAAGCAUACCGGAUCCCAUGACCUACUAAACCUGGAUGUAGUUGCUUCCUAACAGCCUGUUGAAGUUUUGAGUAUUUCCUUGAACAAAGGACAUUGGGCUAUUUGUUCAUAUUCAAGUAGAAGUUGUGGGGGCGGGCACACUAUUUUGAGUACAAAAUGAAAAAGUUUUUUUUUUUUUUUUUAAAGUCCUUGUGUGUGUGGUAUUAAAUGUUCAUCCAAGAGA